UGACCCUCACCUGACAUGAUGGAGCUGCUGGACUACCUGCAGGACCCGGAGCUCGUGGCCCGGUUCCAGAGACGAUGCGGACUCUUCCUCGUCGAGGCGUCGUGCCGCGGCCCGGAAAGGACCCGAUCCCAGAACGGAGUCCAGCUCCACCGGGAGAACACACAUGGCUCAGAGAGGAGAGGAUCAUGGGACCAUCAGGACAAGAACUCCAACCAUAAACCCACCCUGAACGGACCAUGUGCUAAUAGCUGCAGCAGGCCUCAGUAUGAGGUGAAAAACUGGCUGCUACACUUCCUCUUCCUGUUCUCAUCCAGCCUUGGUCACGAGGUCUUUUACAUCACCGGCCUGCCCUGCAUACACUGGAAUCUGGAUCCUUUCCUCUGCCGUCGCCUCGUCAACAUGUGGACAUUGGUGAUGUACAUCGGCCAGGUGAUGAAAGAUGUGCUGAGGCUACCCCGCCCCUCCUCGCCGCCCGUGGUCAAGCUGGAGCCCCGAGUGGACGCAGAGUACGGGCUGCCCUCCACCCAUGCCAUGGCCGCCACCUCCAUCUUUUUCACACUUCUGCUGAGCGCGCCCAGCAGAGUCCAGUUCCAGUUCGAGAUUGGUCUGCUGAUUGCAGUGACGCUGUCGUCCUUGGUGUGUCUGAGCCGGAUCUAUACUGGCAUGCACUCAGUUCUGGAUGUGGCCUGCGGCUUCUUGAUCUCCGCCGUCAUCAUUCUGGUCACCUACCCUUUUUGGGAAUCGUUCGACAGAUUUCAGCUAACCAACCCCUUCUCCCCCGUUGUGGCUCUGUCAUUACUCCUCUUCCUCAGCUACACAUACCCAGAACUGGACCAUUACACCACCACAAGAGGAGACACCACCACCAUACUGGGUGUGUGCGCUGGCUGCUCAGUGGGAUACUGGGUGAGCGAGCAGCUUGGGCAGACAUUCGAGCCCCAGGGGUUACCUGUACCCUUUCCCACACUGACCGCCCCGUCUGUGGCACUGGGGGUAGGACGCUUCCUGCUUGGAGUUGUGGCACUGGUGGGAACUAGGCAAAUUGUGAAAACGCUGAGUCUGCAAAUGUUAUACGCUUGGUACAGGGUUCCAAAAACUGAUAAGAAUGCCAGGAGGCGGAAGGAGAUUGAAGUGCCUUCAAAGUUUGCCACAUAUACAGCUGUUGGACUUGUCAACUCUAUUUUAGUCAACAGAUUCUUUGCUUUCAUUGGAUUGCUAUGACGUCUAGCAUUCCGUAAUUCUCAUAUUUAUUUUAUGCUGCAUAAAAUGAUCUAUUUUUAAAAAGUAUUGAAAACACUUAAGUGUAUAAAUUCUCAGUGGGAAUGAUUCACCAUGUGUGACUGAUCUACAACUGAGCAGAAAAACAAAAAUACUGUGGUUACAUGAGAAUAAAGUUUAUGCUGUGUUAUGAA
This is a messenger RNA of Austrofundulus limnaeus, 1412 nucleotides long. It is a transcript of the gene sgpp2, whose product is annotated as sphingosine-1-phosphate phosphatase 2. Lineage: Eukaryota; Metazoa; Chordata; Actinopteri; Cyprinodontiformes; Rivulidae. Bases 16 to 1221 code for a protein of 401 amino acids. The record is from RefSeq and is a predicted model, not a curated record. Gene Ontology annotation, molecular function: sphingosine-1-phosphate phosphatase activity. The transcript has 5 exons. Gene Ontology annotation, biological process: sphingosine metabolic process. Gene Ontology annotation, cellular component: endoplasmic reticulum membrane.